UCAAUGGGGACCGUAAAGCUAUGGAGGCAAUGAAGGCAGUAAAAGCUGGAUUUUGACAUACCAAAAACGAAAUUAAAGUUUUGUAAACUAAAAUCCAAGGAAAAAAUAAGGAAAGAAAAAAAAAACGAAAAAAAAAAAAACAGAGAGUGCUGCAACUUACAAAAGGCAGGAUGGAGGCGCGUGGAGGCUUAGAGAUGAUGGAUCUUGCACCAAAACGCACGGAUCUACAAAGAAAUCUGCAAAUGCCUGAAUAUAGUAGGGGGCUUGAUGGCAAGAAGCCAGAAUCUGGCGGCACCAACAAGAACAGGGCUGGAGAAAAUGAACCAAAUCUGCCGCAGAGGAAGAAGAAGAAAUGGGGGAAAGAAGGCGGCCGGGGGGCUUGCAAGGAAGGCUCCUUCUAUAGUUUCAUCGGUUUUCAUAACCAGCCUUUGCUCAUGAGCUUGAAGCUUGCUUAUGAGCUCAGUAAUGGUGUUUUGCCUUGUACAUCACAAGGCAUCUCAGCACUCUAUUCCCUGCAGAGCAUCGUAAAGAAAUUCUUCGAUACAUAUAUUAUCAUCAGAAUGAAGAUGGUGGAUGGGGAUUUCACGUUGAAAGCCAUAAUAGCAUGUUCUGUACCGCUCUUAACUACAUUUGCAUGUGUAUUCUUGGGGAAGGACCUGAUGGUGGUGAAGACAAUGCCUGUGCAAGAGCGCACAAGUGGAUUCUUGACCAUGGCAGUGUCACUCACAAACCUUCUUGGGGAAAGACUUGGCCAUCGAUACUACGAGUAUUUGACUGGUCAGGAAGCAACCGAUGCCCCUAGAGUUUUGGAAGAUCUUUACUACCCACAUCCAUUGAUACAAGAUUUGAUGUGGAACAACUUGUAUGUAUUUGCCGAGCCUUUACUUACUCGUUGGCCUCUUAACAAGUUGGUUAGAGAGAAGGCUUUACAAGUGACUAUGGAACACAUUCAUUAUGAAGAUGAGAACAGCAGAUACAUCACCAUUGGCUGCGUGGAAAAGUGUUGCCUACUAAUGUCAACAUUGCCACAAGAAAUUGUUGGUGAGAAACUAGAACCAGAGAGGUUGUAUGAUACCGUUAAUGUUGUGCUUUCUCUCCGGAGCAAAAAUGGAGGUCUAUCUGCUUGGGAACCAGCUGGAGCUUCAAGAUGGUUGGAAAUGCUUAAUCCCACGGGAUUUUUUGAGGACAUUGUCAUUGAGCACGAAUAUGUUGGUGCUCUUCAUCAGCAAUCCAAGCUUUAAUCUUGUUUAAGAAGUUAUAUCCACAGCUUAGGAAGAAGGAGAUUGAAAGUUUUAUUGCAAAUGCUGUACGCUACCUUGAAAAAUGUACAAAUGCCUGAUGGGUCAUGGUAUAUUCCUCUCCUGUGUUUUUCUAAUACGUUCUAAAGCAUAUGAUAUUUAACAAAGUAUUAGAGAAAUC
Rubroshorea leprosula is the source of this 1419-nucleotide messenger RNA. NCBI's taxonomy places the organism in Eukaryota, Viridiplantae, Streptophyta, Magnoliopsida, Malvales, Dipterocarpaceae. The record is from the annotation of a GenBank genome assembly.